Molecule: messenger RNA, 1900 nt
Organism: Hipposideros armiger (great roundleaf bat)
Lineage: Eukaryota; Metazoa; Chordata; Mammalia; Chiroptera; Hipposideridae
Exons: 3
Coding region: 6-611 (201 amino acids)
Source: RefSeq, a predicted model, not a curated record
GGGGCAUGCGCACCGGGUGGCGACUCUUCCCCACCCAAGAGAAAGGCGGAGGUCGGAAGCCGCAGAGCCCCGAACGGAAGCACAACUGCCAGGACGUGAGAGCCCGCCCCCUUGACCGGAACUGCCGCAUCUUCCAACGGAAAUCUUGUAGCCAAAAGGGAGUGGGAAUGCGUCAUGUGUAUGUAAUCGGACAGGGCCUGCAUCUCACAUCACCCCAUGGUACGCCCCUCGCGUCACGUGACUGUCCCGGUCCCAGUCCCCGAGCCACCGGACGUGACGCUUUGACUGUCAUGAGUCUCGGAUUCUGUCAACAGAACUCGUCUUUUGGAACCCUCCUCCCUUCGACGUCCCCGGCCCCCGGACGCCCGAGCUACGUCCCUCCAGCUCCCACGAGUCGGGGAGAGUGCGCCAACUCCUGCAGAGACCUUGCGAGGCCGUGGGUGUCGGGGCCGUUGAUGAAUUCGGCUGUAUUGCUUUUGAGUCCAGGGGCGUGUGCAGACGGACGACCUAGAACUGGAGGCCUUCAGGCUCUCACAAGUGAUGCUACCCUAACCAUGACCCUCUUACAGUCAUUCAUGCAGCAGAACCCACUCGCCUGGGAUCCGGAAUGAAGGAAUGAGGACGCUGCCACACUGAUCAAGCCACCAGGAAAUGAAGGCUUGGAGGGCUUUUCAGGCAUCCAGCCCUGCCCCGAGGGCUCCUCUGCUGGUCCUGAGGAAGGGUUUCUCUUCUCUUGGGUGUUCCAUAUCAGCCUCUGCACCCCACUUCUCUUUCUGUCUCUGUCUGUUUCUCAUACUCCAUCUCAUGCUCUGAGUAGUACAGUGGAAGGAAUUUUGGAUAUCUGACUGCUAGUCCUGGGUAUGAUCUUAAAUAAUUUAUUGCUCCUCUCUGGGCUUAGUUUCUCCACUGGACAACUUCAUCUGGUUAUUUCCACCUUGCCUAAGGUCAAAGCUGAAUGGUAUCAAGUGAGGUUAGGAAGGCUAUGAAGUAUUGAGGGGUCCCCCUCUGUGGGCUUUCACUGCUGUGGGUUCAGCUCCCUGGGCCCAGCAGUCCCAGCUGCCUCUCUCUGCUUCUCAGCCUUUGGUGACAUGCCUUCUUGGCUCCCAGCUGUGUUUUGGAGUUGUAGCUGUCUUUGUUAAAUCGUCCAGGACUAUGAUAGUCAUCAUUUUAUUGGUGGUCUUUGGGUGGGAUCGUGUGGCUUUGGGAUGGUGACAAGGUGCCCAGGAGGCUGGGCACAAAACCUUGUGGAGUGGUGUGUGGAGGGGAUGGGGAUGGGGGGCCACUGAGAGAAAAUGGCUCUGAGGAUGGAGCUCUCCAGAGCUGAACCCGUUUCUCCAUUUCAUGUCCAUGGAAAGGUCAGACCCUACCUGGUCCUGAGGCUUGGCAGCCCGCCCUGUCCCUUCCACUAGCAGGCUUGUCCUAUCAACACUGGAGCUAGACAACCCAGCCUGGAACCCCAGCUCAUUCACCUACUGUAUAACUCUAUAAAGCAGGUUACCUAACCUCUCCAUACCUCAGUUUCCUCAUUUGAGAAAUGGGAACAAUAACAGUACCAGCCUCAUACACGGUGCUGCUGUAAGGAUGAAAUGAGAUGACAUACGAGUAUGUAAAGUGACUAGAACAGUGCCUGGUAUGCAAUAAGUGCUAUGGAAGUGUUUGCUGCUGUUACAUGAGGCCUGACGGUGGUUGUUACUCUGAAAGUGCUGCAGCCCCAGUGUCUCCUCCAGGGACCCCACUCCAAGGACUCUGUCCCCUUUUCAUCUCCUGAGCCCCAGUGUGUAUCAGGUCCUAGGCUGCUGGCCUUGCCGACGCCUGCAAAUCUCUCAUGUCUGCACUUGGAUCUGACAUGCCAUAUUUUGUUUAUUUAUUUAUUUUAUUAUUUUUUUUAAAUAUUUUUAUU